AACCUUCAGCCGCCAGCUGCCAUUCGGCCCGGAGACACACUCCCGGAGGAGGUGGUGACAUGUUCUGCAGCGUUUGAAGAGGGGUGCCGGAGGUGAGAGGAAGUCUCUGUUCCUUUGAUACAGAGGAAGAACAGGAAUACAGAGAAAAGGAGGAAUUCAGAGAGAGAAGGAAUACAGGGAGAGAAAGAGGGAAUACAAAGAUAAAGGAGGAAUAUAGAUAAAUCGAGGAGCAAUAUAGAGAAUAGAGAGAGAAAGAAUUCAGAGAAAAAGAAUACAGACACAGGAGGAAAACGGGAAAAGGAAUACAGAGAAAAGGAGGAACACAGAGAGGAGUACAGAAAAAAAGAAUAAACAGAGAGGAGGAAUCCAGAGAGAAGGAAUACAGAGAAAAAGAACAAUACACAGAGAGAGGAAGAAUCCAGAGAAUAGGAAUACAGAGAAAGAACGAAUACAGAGAAAAAGAGAAGGAAUACAGCGAGAAGAAAACAGAGAGAAAGAGGAAUCCAGAGUAAAAAACGGAAUACUGAGAGAGGAGAGGAAUGAAUGGAGAGGGAGCUGUUCAAUAGCUGGUAAAUGCCCCUGUUUCUUUGCUGCCUGAGGUUAUAUAAUCGCUGUGUCAAUGUGCGCCUUCCGGGACUGGAAGCAGGAGCCUGUAUCCCUGCUGCAGAACCCGGUCCCUGCUGCAUGAGGAAUGGGCUCCCUUAGCGAACCCGCCGGCGGGAUGGUGGAAGAGGCCGGGAACGGUAGCGCCGAGCCCACGGGGGCCCCGGCCAUGCCGGGCGGGAUGCCGAGGCGCCAGGAGUCGCCGCUGUUCCGCCUGGACCUGGACAACUUCGACAGCUCGGAGGCGGAGGGCAGCCGCUAUGUGCUGACCAGCCCCCGGUCGCUGGAAGCCUGCGCCCGGUGCGGGGUCAGGCCGGUCGAGCUGCUCCAGAGGAACGUCAACGAGUUCGCCCGGGAGGCUCCAGGCCGCUCCAUGAGGGUGGCCAGCGGCCUGUACGAGGUGUACGAGAGGGACAGGCGGAGGAAGCUGAGGGACUGCAGGCAGGAGAGGGAGAAGAUCAUCCGGGAGGAGGAGGAGAGGAGGAGGAGGAGGACAGGAGUGGUCAGGAACAGCCUCCCCGCUUCCCCAUCCUCCAGCAGGGCUCAGAAAAGCCAACCCUUGGACCUGAGCAGGAGUCAGUCCGUGGACCAGCUGCAGAAGAAGCCGGGCAGCCGCUCAACAGUGACCUCCUCGGAUUCAGGAGCCUCCUCGUCCUCCUUCAGUGGCGACGCCGCCAAGGACGGGCACAGUUGGCUGCUCAGGGCGAGCCCCAGGGGCAUGGCACUUGGUGCCAGCCUAGGCAAGAGCUUGAGCCUCGGCGACCUGUGCCAGUCUCCUCAGACCGCUCAGAAGGUGGCUCGGAUCGUCCGGGAGGUCAAGCAGAAGGGGCACGUCGAGGUGUCUGACCGGGACAGGAAGAUUGCCGCCCUCAUGCUGGCCAGGCGCCAGGAGGAGGCGCUGAUGAGCGGCCGGAGCCACCGGACUCACGUGGAGUGGGAGGCGCGCCGGAGGAGGGAGGCGGCGAGGAGGGAGGCGGAGGAGCGCGGGAGGCAGAGAGCACUGUUGCAGUGCCGGAGGAUGUGGGAGUGCACGCUGGACGCGCGCCGCUCGAAGCUGAGCCAGGAGCAGGAGGAGGCGGCCAGGCUCCGGCAGCAGCAGUCCCUCCUGCAAGAGGAGAAGUGGAGGCUGCUGGCGGGCAGCCAGGAACGGCAGAGGAGAGGCAAGCGGGAGCAUGCCAAGCUCGAGGCGCUGGGGAAGAAGAUGCAGCAGGAAGAGCACCUGAGGGCCAGGGAGCUGGAAGAGCAGACGGACCUCAAGUUGAGGGACCAGCUCUUGCACCAGAAGUUGAACCUGGCCCAGCAGAAGAAAGUGGAGAAGGACGAGAAGCAGGCCAAGGAGAAGAAGCUGGCCAACGCGGUGGAGAGGCUGAAGCACGAGGCUGCCCUGAAGGAGAUCUCCAAGGAAAUGGAGAUGGAGAAGAAGGUGCUGAGGAUGUCUCUGGAGCAGAAGCUGGCCCGGUCUCAGGAGAACUACGAACAGCUGAUGGAGAAGCGAAAUCGGGAGUUGAAGGAGAGGGCAACGAGGGAGGAUUUUCAGAUCCGGCGGGCGAGGACAGCUGCCGAGCAGCACGAGAAGGAGCACCAGGAACACCUGGAAGCCUUGGCUCGGGCAGCGGAGAGGAAGCUCCGGCACGCAACGCAGGUCGCCCAAGAAAAGAUCAACCAGAUAUCCCGCAGGGCUGGCGAGAGCCGGGUGGAGAGAGAGAGGAUCCACCGGCUCAACAAAAUGAAACUGCAGGAAGACGAGGAGUGCAAGCGGAGGGAGAUCCAAGACUCCAUCACAAAAAAACUGGAGAAAAGCGAGCGCAUCUUCAGGGAAAGGCAGAUUGCCCUGGAGAACUCACGAUCCUUGGCCAGGGCCUCCUUCCAAAUCCGAGAUAAGGUGCGCUUGGAAAUAAACACGAGGACUUUCGAUAAGAUGGCCCUUGAGGCAGAACUGCAUGCCCACCUGGACAAAAAGUAGGUCGGGCGAGUUCCCUCUCUGAGCCUCUGUGCUAAUCUUCGGAACUAACCCAAACUCUGCCUUUUUUUUCAAAGAAAAGCUUUAUAUUGCAGAAGAUUCAGUCUGUUGUGCAUCAUACCAUGUAUGUAAUGCUUUGAUGUUUAAAAGGUACAGAGCACAAUCGAACAAUUGGGUAAAGGGUGUCUUUAAUAGUUGCCUUUAUUAGGGUUUAAUACGUUCUACGUAACUUAGUUGGUAACUUUGCUGAGUGUUUGUAAGGCCCUGUGUUACUUUUAAUGGAUAUGAAGUGUUGGCAGGUACUAAACCUCGGCUACGGAAGGGAUAUCUGUUGUUCCAUAUAAUAUGGCCAAGAUCCUUUCUCACAGGACCAAUCUAUACAGCACACAGUCGCUGUAGUUUUUUUUUAGUUUCAAAGUUACUGUUUAAACACUGGAAUGUCUUAACUCUGAUCUAGAGAUAGUAAAAACUGCCGAUACUGGACUCAGAUAACACGGUGUGGAGCUGGAGGAGCACUGCGGGCUAGGCAGCAUCAGAGGAUCAGGAAAGUUGACUUUCGGGUCAGGACUCUUUUUCAGAAAUGGGGGAGGGAAAAGGGAGCUCUGAAAUAAAUAGUUAUUCAGGACCAAAGAGAUUACCAGAGCAUUGCAGUGGGAACAGGCAACUGGAGGAGCAACACCUCAUAUUCUGCCUUCGGACCCUGCAACCCAGUGGUGUCAAAUGUGGAUUUUACCAGUUUUAAAAUCUCCCCACCCCAGCCUCAGCUCAUAACCAACCCUCCUUCUCAUCCCCACCUCCUUGACCUGAGACAACAUGACACAACCUGUCCAUCUUCUCUCCCACCUAUCCACCCCCCCACCACACUGACUAAUCCCCACCACUCCCUACCUGCACUCACCUAUCACCAUCCCACCCACCUUCCCCAGCCCCAUCCCUAUCCCUCCUCUCCAUUUAUUUUGGAGCUCCCUUCCCCCUCCCAACUUCUGAAGAAGGGUCCCAAUCUGAAACGCCAACUGCCUUGUUCCUCCGGUGCUGCCUGGCCCACUGCCUCCAGCACUGCACUGUGUUAACUCUGGUCUAACCUAGUUCACCCAAGCUGCUAAAGUCUUUACAGAAAAAAAAAAUCUUUAUCUGGUCCACUUAUGUCAGUUUUGAUCAAAUAAAGUUUGUGCAAUAAGUUUGAGUUUUUAGGUUUACAGUGAAUGGAUGUGCUAAGUGAGUGCAGAUUAUUGAAAGAUGUGGUUGGUGUGACAGCGAAUUCAGAUUGCAAGUGAACAGAGAAAUGAACUCAGGUACUGGAAAGGCUGGAAAUGAGUGGGAAAUAAGGUGGAGUGGUGAAUGAGAGUGCUACCAUCCAAACUCAGGAAUGUGUAAUCCGUAAACAGACCCAAAAGAUGAGAAUUUGCUGUUCCUCAGGUUACAGUUCCAUUUUGAAAUCUGAUGUGGCGGCCUUAUCUGGUUAGCAUUGCAGGUGUGACCACCUCACAGAAAUGCACCAUAUCCUGUGUGUUUGGGGAAGGAGUCUCUCAGAUUGAUUCCCCACCCAACUACCAUUUUCCCGAAUCCCAGUCCUUCCCUUCGAUAUUUAUUUGCAUAAUAAGAAUGUUGAUACAUUCAGGGAUUGAGUUUCAUAUGAAGCAUCUGCUGUCUAGUCUCUAAGUGGAUUGAUGUCAUGUGGGUCAGGGAUGAUGGGAGGGAUAGUGAGUGGGAUGAUGAGAGAGAGCACGCAUAUACAUACAAUAUAUACUAUGCUAUUGGGACUGGAGUGCUUCAUCUCUUCCUCCCCCUCUCCACCCCCAGAAUGUUAUUAAUUUAAGUGUAAGUUUUCUUUGAAAAUUGGUCUUUGUUAUGGUGAUUCUAUGGGAUUCUAUUCUAUUCUGCAGUGCCACUUUAAGGGUUUCUAGGUCCGUUAACAAAUUUUAUUUAAGGAUUUUUAAAAGAGUGGACAUGUACAAUAAAUAUACCUUCACCAACAAUGUAUAGAUUUGGUGUUGUAUGUUUGUCAAGAUCUCUGGAGAGAUGGUUGCUGGAUUAACUAAAGCUGUUAUAGUUAAGAACACAUCCUUUGUAUUACUGUUAUUGCUAGUGCACUGGUAAUCCACAGGAGGUGAGUUUUGGUACCACUGUGAUAAUUGGAGAACUUUUAAAAGUCUGGAAAUAAAUCGGUACAGUAAGAAAGAAAAGUGACUGGGAGGUUGUUGGACUGUUGUUCGAAACUUGACGAGAAACUGUCCUACACAUGUGACUCCGGUAUCAUGUCAAACCCUUAAAUGCCCUUGGAAGUGGCCUAAGAAGGCAGGAUGUUGUCUCAGUAGUUUCUCAGGUUGAGUGUGCACAUCAGUCUUGACAGUGUAAUUUUACAUCCUGAGAAUGACCUUUAAAACAUUGAAGGGUUGACAAAACCAACAUCAGCUGGGACUUCCUCCCCUCCCUCUCCCAGUUGAAACAUCUCCAUUCACAAUCUGAUUUUUACACAGAAAAGAGAUCAAAGCCAGGACAGGAAUUCUGCAAUUUUGUCACCGUACUUAGACUCUGUCCACAGUGCUAUCUGCUUGGUGCGAGGAGAAAGCAGACUAUUGAAGUAGCAUUCCCAAUACUGUGCCCAACAGGCAUGAUUGUAGGCACACACAUAGAAAAGAUAGCAAUUACAGGAGUCACAUUGUGUUCUUCACAAUCAUGCUGCUUAUAUAUUCCCAUCCUCUCAAAUUGUCCUUUUCUUACUGAAAUGUUCAACAUAAUCACUUUGCUUCUCCAUGGAAAACUAUUAAUUAAUCCAAACAAACUACUGUGAAAGCCAAAGCUUCAAAAUCCUAAUUGCUUUACAGUCCCAAGGUGGUGGUUGCCUUCACCCUGUUAGCAAGCUUCCAUGGCUUUGCCCCACCCUAUCACUCCACUGUCGUGACCUUUCAUAUUCUCUUUUAAUUGCUCCUUUAAUUCUGUAUUCUUGCACAUCCAGGCUUUCUUUGUCAAAGCAUUGCAUCCCAAGUGGUGCUGCUGAACAUUAGCUGUAGUCAGCCUCUUUGUUGGUUGGCAGCUGGGAUCUAUGUUGAUGCUAGGGGUGACCUGCCUCUGCCUCAGUUAAAUGCCUGAUUAAUUGAUGUUUAAUGCAGACCAGCCUUCCUGAACAGAGGUGGCUUGGAGUUGAUACUAGGCAUAAGGCGAGAUUUCUGCCACCCAUGAUAAAUUAUGCUCAAAUUUUCCAUUAAGUUGAAACACUUCUUCAAAACUGUUGAACCUUGUUUUUAAAUUUUCUGUUUAUAGGGAGCAUCUUUUCAUAACAGUCAGAUAUCAGUAGCUGUGACCUCUGUUAUGGACAGACCAAACCCCAACACAAUAUUCAGAAGAUAGCCGAGACCCUAACUUUUUCUUACUUUAAAGUCUGUUUGGGAACUCAUCCAGCAGGCAUCUGGAUAGAGAGGGCAGAGAACAGGCGAUGCUUGUCAACACCUCAUUAAAUGGUCCUUCUCCCACCUACCUUAACACGCAACCAUGGCACUCAGCUGCUGAACUCUCUGACCGAUCCUUCACCUACUGACUCAUCUUCCGGUCUCCUGCUGUCCAGGCUCAUAGUUGAGGAGCAACUUAUUGAAGACUACACAGAGUUGCCCAAUGUCCAGGAUUGCCCUGCAAUCUCCAUCCAUUGAAAAGUGAGCAACUCAUGGGAAACAUCAUUAGGGCAUUAAAGAGGAGAGUAUGUUCAAUAUGAUUUUCUUUACGUGCACUGUUCUUUAUCUGUCAUCAGGCCUUAUAUAUUUAAUGGUAAGAUCCCGGUGAGUGUUGCUGAACAAAGAGACUUGGUUAUGCAAGCUCGUAGUUCUUUGAAAGUGCAGUCACAGGUAGACAGGAUAGUGAAGAAGGCAUUUGGUAUGCUGACCUUUAUUGGUCAGUGUAUUGAGUACAAGAGUGGGAAGGUCAUGUUGCGACUGUACAGGACAUUGUUUAGGCCACUUUUGGAAUACUGGCAUGCACUUCUGGCCACUUUUCUCCAGGAAAGAUUUUAAAUGUGAAAGGGUUCAGAAAAGAUUUACAAGGAUGUUACCAGGCUUGAAGGUUUUGAGCUAAAGGGAGAGGCUGAACAGGCUGGGGCUAUCUUCCCUGGAGCGAGGGAGGCUGGGGGAUGACCUUAUAGAGGUUUCUAAGAUCGUGAGGGGCAUGGAUAGGGUGAAUAAUCAAGGUCUUUUCCCCAGGGUAGGGACAUCCAAAACUAGGGGGCAAAGGUUUAAGGUGAGGGGCAAGGAUGUAAAAUGGAUGUAAGGGGCAACAUUUCCACACACAGGGUUUGUGAAUAUGGAACGAGCUGCCAGAGGAAGUGGUGGAGACUGACACAGUUACAACAUUUAAAAGGUAUUUGGAUGGAUGCAUGAAUAAGGAGGGUUUAAAGGGAUAUGGACCACAUGCUGGCAAAGAGGACUAGAUUAAUUUAGGAUAUCAGGUUGGCAUGGAUGUGUUGGAGUGAAGGGUCUGUUUCUUGCUGUAUAUCUCUCUAUGACUCUAUGAGAAGAGUUGGAGAGAGCAAAAAGUGACUGUUUGAUUGCUAUGGCAAUGUGACAGGUUGAAAUCUCCAGGCAUACAUCCAAACUAAAUUGGCAAUUACAGCAAUGUGGCUGCAACCAGGGAAAUGCAGCCUGGAGUGAGACCAGAAAAUGCUGGAAAUGUUUGGCAGUUCGAACGAUACACAAGGGCAGAAGAACUUCAGUUCUGAGGAAAAGUUAAAGAGGUCGGCUCUGUUCUCCUCAGAAAGAAGAAAACUGAGGGAGAUCUGAAAGAGACUUUUAGAAUCGUGAAUAAGUUGGAUAGAUGGGGAGAAACUGUUCCUGCUUGUGAAAGAAAAACAAAUGAGAGGGCAUAGUUUUAAAGUGAUGUGCCAACGAAACGAGGGUGAUGGGGGAAAAUAAAACCUUUUUCACACAACAAGCAGUCAGAAUAUGGAGUGCCCUGCUUGGAAAUGUGGAGAUAGGUUCUAUAGAGGGUACUAGAUGGCUAUUUAGCAGGGCCCUUGGGGAGUGCUACAGAACAAAGAGACCUUGGAGUGCAGGUUCCUAGUUCCUCAAAAACUGAGUUGUAGGUAGACAGGGUGGUGAAGAAGCUAUUUGGUAUGCUUGCCUUUAUUGGUCAGUACAUUGAGUACAAGAUUUGGGAGGUCAUGUUGUGGCCGUGCAGGACAUUGGUUAGGUCACUUUUGGAAUACUGCAUGCAUUCUGGUUUGUUCUACAGGAAAGAUGUUGCAAAAGGGUUCAGAAAAGAUGUGCAAAGAUAUUGCCAGCGUUUGAGCUAUGGGAGAGGCUCCAUAGGCUGGGCCUAUUUUCUCUGGAGCAUUGGAGGCCCUUAUAGAGAUCUAUAAAAUCAUGAGACACAUGGAUAGGAUGAAUAGCCAAGGCCUUUUCCCUGGGGUAAGGGAGUCCAAAAAUUGAGGGCACAGGUUUAAGUGAGAGGGGAAAGACUUAAAAUGGACCUAAAGGAGUAACUGCUUCACGAAGAGGGUGGUGUGUAUAUGGAUUGAGCUGCCAGAGGAAGUGGUGGAGGCUGGUACCAUUACAAUAGUUAAAAGGCAUCUGGAUGGGUACUUGAAAAGGAAGGGUUUAGAGGGAUGUGGGCCAAAUGCUGUCAAAUAGGACUAGAUUAAUUUAGGAUAUCUGGUCAGAAUGGACGAGUUUCCAUGAUGUCUGCCUCUAUGACUCUAGAAGUGGUGCGCAGGGAUAUGAGGUAAAAACAGGAGAUUGGCUUCAGGUAAUUGAACCGGUACAGGCACAAUGGGCUGAACAGCCUCUUCUUGUGCUGUAACAAUUUUGUGAUUCUGUGAACAGUUACUGUUUCAACUUGGUGACAUUCCAGUGGAACAAGGAGGCAGAGAGCUGAGCAGUAGCUGGGUUUAAGUGGGUGCAAUAGCAAGGCAAAGUGAAGGUGGGUGGAGAGAGUUAAAGAAUGAAAGGGAAGGGCUGGAAAGCAGGAGAGAUUAAAGGCAAAAAUGGCUGGAAGAUAAAAGGAGUGGGACAACUAAAUAAAGAAAACGAAUCUGGAGAAUGUGUAAGCAAGAAAAGCAAUGUUUUCUGCAGCAGCUGCCAUCCAAACAAAACAGGGGCAAAGAUUAUGAUCUGAAAUUUUUGACUCAGUGUUGAGUUCAGAAGGCAGUGGAAGGCUGAUGUGAAAGGUGAGGCACUGCACCUUGAGCACACCUGCAGCUGUACAGUGUACCUUUACAGCUGUACCUGUACUACUUCUAUCUAGUGUACUUUAUUCACAACUCAUGGCUUGACCCGCUGCACAAUGUGGGGCGAGGGGUGUGGGACCAAAUGCAGGCUGGGUGACUGCUGUCUGGGAUAGCUUCAUUCAGUUUGCAAGUGUGACCCCCAAGACUCCAGAUUUUCUGUCACUUUAAUUCUCUGACCUCUCAGCUCUUCCCCUCCUGCGUGCUACAAAUUGAGCUUAGCCAAAGCUUCAGGAAUGGCUGCUUUUGAUUAGGUGCUUUACUCAGAGGUUAACAGUUUCAGACCUUAAUCUCUACCCAUUUCCUGCGCUCCCCACAGCAGCUGUUUGUAUCUUUGUCAUUCCCACUUAGCCUGCCUCUCGAGACAUCUUAUUUUCCAUUGACCUGAAACAAUCACUUUGUUUCUCCCUUAGUGGAACCUGCUGCAUACUUUCAGCAUUUUCUAGUUUUAUUUUGAAUUUCGAGCAUCUGCAGGAUCGUGCUUUUGUAAAUAUUGCCUGGCAUGGAUCAGAAAUGGAAACUGGUGACAGCAAAGGUGAUGGUGUAGCCUUUGUUGACCCCAAACUGUAUCCGUAUCAUUAGUUGUCCCUUUACUCUAAGAAUCAGUGAAAGGGGAAGCAAAUGGUUAGGUCUUACUGUAAUUUACCAUGUAGCCUGUCCUUUAUAGAGAAUUUUGUCGCAUUUGGCUUUCUGAUUUUGAGCUAUUUACUCUGUGUUAAAAUUGGUGUUGAUUGGGACUUUGCCUGUGAAAGUGGCAGGUGUAUUGGA
Molecule: messenger RNA, 9536 nt
Organism: Stegostoma tigrinum
Lineage: Eukaryota; Metazoa; Chordata; Chondrichthyes; Orectolobiformes; Stegostomatidae
Gene: ccdc177
Product: coiled-coil domain containing 177
Exons: 2
Coding region: 692-2566 (624 amino acids)
Source: RefSeq, a predicted model, not a curated record